AUGCCGGUGUCAGAAGAGGGUUUUGCGCCGAUGGCUGCGGCCGCAGCACCCGAGGAGCCCCAACAAACAGACUUCCAGCUGGUACGAGUCAAGAGCACCUGGUGCCGGGUCAAGAAAGGAGAAACCCUUUCCGAUCUCGAGGAUGAGAUAAUUCUUUCUGAAGCAAAAAUAGGUGAAUGUGUCUUCGAAGGUGGGAUUUCCUGGACAGUUGAAGCUCCCAUCUAUUUCUGCUACAAAGUGGUAGAAACACACAACAUUCUGGAUCCCUCUAACACUACUCUCCUCUGGGGUCACACCACUGACACCCAGCAACUCGAGCUAACCACUAGUGGCAAAAGGAGGCUGAGGCGCUUUAUUGUCAUAGAUGAAGUCGUGGAUGAACUUUAUGGCUCCAAAGUCCGGCGUUACUUUGAAGAGAACAACGUGCAGCACAAAAUCCUCGCCCUGCCAACCACAGAAGAAACAAAAUCCAUGGACCUGGUCUUGAACAUCCUGCAAGAAGUACAGAACUUCAGCAUUGACAGGCGAACAGAGCCCAUCAUUGCCAUUGGAGGAGGUGUUUGCCUGGACAUUGUGGGGUUAGCUGCUUCCCUCUAUAGAAGACGCACCCCUUACAUCCGCGUCCCAACCACCCUCCUCUCCUACGUUGAUGCCAGCGUGGGAGCAAAGAACGGAGUGAACUUCCUCCAGUGCAAGAACAAGCUUGGGGGAUACACCCCCCCAGUAGCUAGCUUUCUGGAUAGAUCCUUCAUUCAGAGCAUUCCCCGGCGACACAUCUCCAAUGGCCUUGGGGAAAUCUUAAAGAUGGCGCUCAUGAAGCACAAAGGGCUGUUUGACCUGCUCAAGAGCCACGGCAAGUACCUGCUGGACACCAAGUUCCAGUCUUACAGUGGCUCUACCAACCGUGGGGAUGCUGCACUGCAGACCACCAGGAUUGCCAUUGAAACCAUGCUGGAGGAGCUGGCUCCCAACCUUUGGGAAGAUGACCUAGACAGACUGGUGGAUUUUGGUCACCUUAUAAGCCCAGAGCUGGAAAUGAGGGUUUUGCCAUCGCUGAUGCACGGAGAAGCCGUGACCAUUGAUAUGGCAUUCAUGACGUACGUGGCCCACACGCGGGGGCUGAUCACGGCGGAAGAGAAGGAGCAGAUCAUCCAGUGCAUGCGGGGCCUGGAGCUGCCUGUGUGGCACGGUGCCUGCAGCUGGGCCCUCAUCCAGGCGGCGCUGAGAGAGCGCCUGCGGCACGGAGGAGGGCAGCCCCGCAUGCCGCUGCCCACCGGCCUCGGCGUGGCAGAGAUAUUCAAUGACAUCAGCGAGGAGACACUGAAAGGUGCCUACAAGCUGUGGGUUAAGGACUGCAGGACGAUGCUGGAAGAGGGGACAGCCAUCCUGUGAGUGCUGCACAGCUAUGCCCAGCAUCCUGCCUGCUCCCAGAGCUGCUCAACACCGUGGGUGGGUGGGCAGAGCUGAAUUUAAGGGAGAAUGAAUACAGCAGCAUGAAUUCCUGCAGAAUUAUGAAAGCGUCUGAGCUCUCUGAAGCAAGUUUAUCAGCCUAGUUUGCCUACUGUGAUUGCUGUAGUUGGAAAGGAACUUGUUAGAGGAUCACUCACAGUCAAAACAAACAAUGCCCAUACUGUAGUUCUUAGCAGCUUUGUGUCUCCUUUGGUGGGAAGUGGGACUUGUCCCCUUCAUUGGUUAAUCCAUGACCUUGUCCAGCACUGUCCCACUGCUGCCCAUUGGGCCCUGCAGUUAAUAGGUGUAGCUGGCUGUUAGAGAAUAGAAAAGAAGCAGAAUAUCUCAAAGUCACCAAAUAAAAUUUCCAUGCUAUAUCAAGCUGGGGUACAUCCCUCAGAAUUUGGCAUUCUGAGUUCAUUUUCUUGGCACAUUCAAAAUUGCAAGAACCAGAAACAACAGUGGGCUUUUCCCACUGCAGGUGAAAAGGAUCACCUGGGGCAGCCAAGAGAAGUCAGGGGACACCCACUAAGUUUGUCAACUCCGAGCAGCCUCAGUACCAUGUCAAGGGUCCCAGCAGGCACAGGACAGGCAAUGUAUCACAUGCUGAUUGUGGAAAACGUAAAGGCAAUGUCAUCCUCUCUGGAGGUUGAAUCAAAAGAAUCACAAUCCACAAACAGCCUCUGAAUUAUUUACGGCAUUAUUGUUUGUUUCUUUCUUUCUAUCUUAUCAGUUUGUGCUGAUGUACUGGAUUCUGUUUUGCUGAAGCAAUAAAAGCUA
Phasianus colchicus (ring-necked pheasant) is the source of this 2229-nucleotide messenger RNA. RefSeq lists its product as uncharacterized. Lineage: Eukaryota; Metazoa; Chordata; Aves; Galliformes; Phasianidae. The record is from RefSeq and is a predicted model, not a curated record. Gene Ontology annotation, molecular function: 3-dehydroquinate synthase activity. Gene Ontology annotation, biological process: antibiotic biosynthetic process.